Molecule: messenger RNA, 884 nt
Organism: Cantharellus anzutake
Lineage: Eukaryota; Fungi; Basidiomycota; Agaricomycetes; Cantharellales; Hydnaceae
Exons: 4
Coding region: 1-729 (242 amino acids)
Source: RefSeq, a predicted model, not a curated record
AUGGAAAAGUCCCCUGAAUACCAAAUUGACUCCCAAAAAUACAUCAGCAGUGCAGCCCUCCCUGAGGUAGCCCUGGCCCAAGAACAAAGUUUCAACAGGAAGAAGGAUGACUCUUGGUUGGGUAAGGUCAAGGUCAGGUUGUCUCAGAUGGAGCAGCUCCCUGGCAACCGGGAGGUCCAACGGGAGUUUGUUAAAAAGUAUUUCGCAGCAUGGGGAAUGAACAUCACCGGUGACAGACACCCUAUGGCUGGCAUUCUCACAUCAGAGCCAGGCAGUGUGAGGCUGGGGGCUUCAGAAUUCUUGCCAUCACACCUCAAGGUCUACCUGUGCCAUGGUCAGCAUAGGAAGCGAGUCCUUGAGAAUGCCAUCCAGUUGGCUUUGACCAAGGAAACAAUGGCAGAGAGUGGAGAUGAGGAUCCUGAACCCCACGAGUUCCAACUGGAAGAAGUGCAUCAGCAUAAAGAUGGAUUGGAUUUUGGACAAUGGAUGUCUACCGAAAUUCUCACAUUCUCAAACAUGGAAGAGGACCUUGAACAUCCCAAAAGGGGCAAAAAUGUGAUGAAGUGGAGUUGGAGCCAGUUUGAGAGGGUCCAGAAGGUUGGUGGUGAAUUGCCUGGGAACUUACUUGAACCCAAGGGAGAAGAGGAGUGGACGAUUGAGCCUGGGAUGUUCUACCACGCUGAACAUCUGCUCACAAACUCUGAGAGAAGAUAUGGUAAAAAUGUAUAGAAGAACCCAGGAAAAGGGAUUUGGGGCUGCACCCUGGGGAUUUUGUGAGCUUGAAAGAAAGAGAAAAAUCAGACGUUUCUAUGGGUACUAAUCAUUUGAAAUUUAGUUGAGUGGUUGAAAAGUUAUAAGGGUGGACAUUUCUGCACCCUGGACCC